GAGAGAGAGAGAGAGAGAGAGAGAGAGAGAGAGAGAGAGAGGAGGUGGAGACACACACAUACCUAUACAAGUAUUCAGUAUUGAUAUACAGGCCUUUACGUUCAUACUGAAUAUAACUUUCAUUUUAGUCAGGAUUAUAAUCGCUCGAACUGCUGGGAUUCCGUUGGUCCAUUUUAGAGGCUUAUUUUCUUCGUUUCCUUUUCGGUCUUUUCUGGUUUCUGUUGGAUCUUUAGUGUCUGGCUAGCGAGCACAGCUAACCGCAGCUAGCCGGAUAUUUCCUCUUUCCUCGGCCUCGGGAGCCCAGUACACCCACAGAAUGGCAUUAAAACGAAUUCACAAGGAGCUGACCGAUCUGGGCCGGGACCCGCCAGCGCAGUGCUCAGCAGGGCCGGUUGGAGAUGACUUGUUUCACUGGCAAGCAACAAUUAUGGGACCUAAUGACAGUCCUUAUCAAGGCGGUGUGUUUUUCUUGACCAUUCAUUUUCCUACAGACUACCCUUUCAAACCACCUAAGGUUGCUUUCACCACAAGAAUUUAUCACCCAAAUAUUAACAGUAAUGGCAGCAUCUGUUUGGAUAUUCUAAGGUCACAGUGGUCUCCUGCGUUAACUAUCUCUAAAGUUCUAUUGUCCAUCUGCUCACUGUUAUGUGAUCCAAACCCAGAUGAUCCAUUAGUGCCAGAGAUAGCACGUAUCUAUAAAACAGACAAUGAAAAGUACAACAGAAUAGCUCGGGAAUGGACUCAAAAGUACGCCAUGUGAUACCCGAGGAACAUCAGACCAAUCUGCAGUUUAGCUGGAAAAAGAAUUGAACAACUUUUUUUUUCGUCCCCUCAAUGAAUCGACAGUUCCCCUUGUAUUCAGACAAUAUCAGUUCUGCUUGUUUUUUUGUUUUGUUUAUUUUUUGUUUUUUACCCCCUUUCAACCUUCAUUCACAUGCUGUAAAAAAGAAAAAAAGACCACAGUAUUGCAAAGAUCACCAACUUUUAUGUUCAGAAAAAUGCUCGUGUCAAAGAAGCAUGUUUUAACUACGAGCUCAGACCUUUUUUUAUUGAGAUAAGAAAAAAAACAUAAGUAAGGUGAACGCUUCUGACUCACGCCACUGGCUAGAGGUGCUAUUUCAGAAAAAGAAACAACGAUCCUGCAGGUGCCAGCGUACCUCAAAAAGUCGAUCUUUCUUCAUGUUUUUAUAUGCUUUUACAAUAGCAAUGAGAAGAACUACGGUCUGUGAAAUAUAUUCUUGCUUAUAUCUGACUGUUUCUUACCAAAUCAGUCACGUCAUUGUAUCAGCAGUUACGGAAAAAUAUAUAUUUUGCAUGUUAAUGGAACAGUUUAAAGUAAUUGGUCUGUGGUCUGCCAAAAAUGAAUAUCUGCAGACGAUGUUAAGCAAAUACAUGUCCACUUUUAGAGUCUUGAGAACUUAUUUUGUUACUCCUUUUCUCUCCUCUUUUUGAUGUUUUUAGAAUGGGGAGCUAUUAGUUUGUCGAUCCUCCUAAACACUGUUCUCUCAUUGUGAUUGGAAGCUCUCAAUGGAUGCCCGAUCAACUAAUAGCUCCGCUAGCUGUUCAUUUUGUUUGCUCAAUAAAGUUGCUAAACUAUCA
Molecule: messenger RNA, 1599 nt
Organism: Pimephales promelas (fathead minnow)
Lineage: Eukaryota; Metazoa; Chordata; Actinopteri; Cypriniformes; Leuciscidae
Gene: ube2d2l
Product: ubiquitin-conjugating enzyme E2D 2 (UBC4/5 homolog, yeast), like
Source: RefSeq, a predicted model, not a curated record